Messenger RNA from Eriocheir sinensis (Chinese mitten crab), 1256 nucleotides. RefSeq names its product modifier of protein aggregation 4-like. The record is from RefSeq and is a predicted model, not a curated record. The transcript has 4 exons. Gene Ontology annotation, cellular component: cytosol. NCBI's taxonomy places the organism in Eukaryota, Metazoa, Arthropoda, Malacostraca, Decapoda, Varunidae. Bases 156 to 356 code for a protein of 66 amino acids.
ACCAAGGCGAAGGCUGCUCUAGAACUUUCGCCAGCGAACAGGCGCUCCGAGCCUCGGUGACGUUUUGGCACGAGUGACGGCAGGCCCCCGAGGUGCUGUGAGCGCGGCGGCUCCCCUCCUUUAUUCCCUCUGGAAGUGGAAGCUGAGGACAGAAAAUGACUCGUGGGAAUCAGCGUGAAUUAGCUCGUGCUAAGAAUGCCAAGAAGCAGAUGGAGGAUAAAAGGGGACAAAGUUCUAGUGAUAAGAAUGGAAAUAAAGGUAUGACUCUUGAAGCACGGAAGCAAAGGGAUGCUGAAAUGAUGCGACUUAAGCAGCAAAAGGCUGAAAAGAAGAAGGUUGAUGUCAAGAAGUCUUAAUGUUGAGAUGUGAAGACCUUGGAUUAUAAAGUGGUGUUGAUUCAGUUUUAGGUUUUGUGAUAAGGAAACCAACAAUUUUUCAAUAGUGUGCUACUUUACUCAAACUAUUAAACUAUUGUAGUUUUCCUUCUUUUCCUAAGAUAUAAAGUAUAAAUUAUUGUAGAAAAUGACAAACUAGCAAGCAAUUAUGGAUGUACUAGUGGGUCGUAUUUUAAGAGAUGACCGAUGGAGAACACCUUACAAGUGGGUAUGGGCAGUAUUGAGGUGGAUAUUUGACUUUCUAUGUUACUUGGUCUCUUACACAACUAGUGAUUGGGUAAUUCAGUACUUAACAUCAUGGUAUUAGGUGUAUAAUACAUUGAAUUAUUAUUUUUUUAAUCCCUGAACUCUUAGAGUCAUGGUUUGAAUAAGUUCUUCCAUAUUAAUCAUAGAUUUGGUUCACAGCAAGUCAUGUAUCAAUAGGAGUCAAUAAAUUUUACUUUAAUCUUAUUAACUCAUGUUUGAAAAUUCCUUUCAAAAUUCUCUUUCUUAUUGGUACUGUUAAUAAAUGAAGAAUGUAACUUGUAAACUUGAAGCAGGAAUGGAAGUAUAAAAGAGAUGAAUGAAAUGACCAUUCAUUUGAUUGCUUCUCACAUGUCUGAUAUGAAAUAUUACCCUAUAUGAGAAAUAUUCCAGUGUCUGAUAAGGUUAAUGAGUAGGCAAUAGACUGUUUCUUCUAUAUGAAGUAUCUUGUAUUUGAUGUUAUUCUCAAGUAUACAAAAUGUCCUGGUUAAAUAAUGUAACUGCAUCAUUUAACAGACAUUAUCUUACAGUUGGGAUUGCAUUACUACCUUCUAAAUGUGCAUUUGUGAACAUCUUCCUCUUAUUUAAUUACUUUUAUAAAUAAACUUUCAAAAUUUA